Messenger RNA from Nematolebias whitei (Rio pearlfish), 644 nucleotides. RefSeq names its product MINDY lysine 48 deubiquitinase 3 (gene mindy3). Gene Ontology annotation, biological process: protein K48-linked deubiquitination. NCBI's taxonomy places the organism in Eukaryota, Metazoa, Chordata, Actinopteri, Cyprinodontiformes, Rivulidae. The record is from RefSeq and is a predicted model, not a curated record. Gene Ontology annotation, molecular function: K48-linked deubiquitinase activity; cysteine-type deubiquitinase activity. Bases 1 to 393 code for a protein of 130 amino acids. The transcript is spliced from 5 exons.
AUGUUCAGAGAUAAUGGCUUCAUCCCAGAGUCUCUGCUGGAGGAUGUAAUGAAAGCUCUUGACCUCGUCUCAGAGCCUGAAUAUGUCAGUUUGGUGAAGAAUAAACUGGAUCCAGAGAGCUUGGGCAUAAUUCUUCUGGGCCCGUUUCUGUUGGAGUUUUUCCCAGACCAGGAUUCAGGAAUCCCAGACUCGUUUCCUGUCUACCACUACAAUGGACUUAAACAGUCCAACCACAAGGAGAGGGUGGAGUAUGUGGAGGGGACAGCUCUGGUGCUAGGUUUUGAGGACCCCAUGGUUCGAACCGAUGACACUCCAGUGAAGCGCUGCCUACAGACAAAGUGGCCCUACAUUGAGCUGCUGUGGACCACCAAUCUCUCUCCGUCUCUGAACUAGUGCUAACACAGCCUGUGCAUGUGGUCAGACCACCCGCCACAACUCAACUCCCCCUUCCACGUGCACGCUGACCACAAAAGGUCAGCAGGCUGCAAAGACUGAAACACAUGCACCAGAGACGUACGAGAAAAAGGGCACAAACGCACACAGAAGACAAAACGUGUUCAUGGACUAAUCAUUCGAGCCCGAGAUCUGUUCGGUCAUUCCCACGUACACAUUUCACAUAAACUCUGCAGUGAUGCUAUCUGGUC